Messenger RNA from Plasmodium relictum, 759 nucleotides. Its product is annotated as 60S ribosomal protein L7-2, putative. Gene Ontology annotation, cellular component: cytosolic large ribosomal subunit. The record is from RefSeq and is a predicted model, not a curated record. The coding region runs from base 1 to 759 and encodes 252 amino acids. Gene Ontology annotation, biological process: maturation of LSU-rRNA from tricistronic rRNA transcript (SSU-rRNA, 5.8S rRNA, LSU-rRNA). Gene Ontology annotation, molecular function: structural constituent of ribosome; RNA binding. Lineage: Eukaryota; Apicomplexa; Aconoidasida; Haemosporida; Plasmodiidae. The transcript is spliced from 3 exons.
AUGAUUAAAAAUACAAAAAACAAACAACCUAAAAAUAAAAUUGGAAAUAAUAAAAUAAAACGUGUAAAAUUUAGAAGAAUUAAAAAAAUAAAAUUCAAAGAUGAAAAAAUACCAGUAGAAAAAAAAAUAAAUAAAGUGAAAAUAAAGAGGAGCAAAAAAAAAUUGGACACUAUCUAUAAAAAGAAAGAAUAUAAAAAAAAAUUAGAAAAACAGAAAGAUGAGUUUUAUAAUUUACAACAACAAUUAAAAAAACAAAGUUUUGAUAACGAAAAGUACUGCAUUUUUGUGUUAAGAAAUAAUGUUGAUUGUAUUUAUAAUGCUCCCAGAAGAAUCCUUCAAAAAUUAAAUUUAAAUAAUAAAUAUGAUGGCAUAUUAUUAAUUAAUACAAAAAAAAAUAUGAAAAACUUAUUUAUAUUAAAUCCUUACAUAUGUUAUGGUUAUAUAAAAAAAUACAAUUUUUAUAAUUUAAUGGAAAAAAGGCUUUUCAUAAAAGAUGAUAAUAAUCAAAUAAAAAGAAUAAAUGGCAAUAAAAUGAUUGAAAAUCUAUUUGGGAAAUUUGGGAUUUUUUCUUUUUCGUCGUUUUGUGAUUACAUUUUCGAAUGUCAAGAAAAUGCAGAUAUCAUUGCAAAAAAAUAUAUUAUGCCCUUUGAUUUUUCAUUUUUAAAUAAUAAAAUGACUUUUGAUUUUUUGCAAUUUAAAAAUGAAUUUAAAGGAUUUAUGAAAGAAGAAAUUAAUGAAAUAUUGGAAAAAAUAAUUUAA